Messenger RNA from Protobothrops mucrosquamatus (brown spotted pit viper), 1128 nucleotides. RefSeq names its product thyroid hormone receptor alpha. Gene Ontology annotation, biological process: positive regulation of transcription by RNA polymerase II; negative regulation of transcription by RNA polymerase II; thyroid hormone receptor signaling pathway. Gene Ontology annotation, molecular function: zinc ion binding; RNA polymerase II cis-regulatory region sequence-specific DNA binding; nuclear receptor activity. The annotation marks the transcript as partial. The transcript has 7 exons. The record is from RefSeq and is a predicted model, not a curated record. Lineage: Eukaryota; Metazoa; Chordata; Lepidosauria; Squamata; Viperidae.
CCAUCGGCGGGGUACAUCCCUAGCUAUUUGGACAAAGAUGAACAGUGUGUUGUAUGUGGAGACAAAGCCACAGGGUACCACUACCGCUGUAUUACCUGUGAAGGCUGCAAGGGCUUCUUCCGACGGACCAUUCAGAAAAAUCUGCACUCAACAUACUCCUGCAAAUAUGAUGGCUCCUGUGUCAUUGAUAAGAUCACUCGCAACCAGUGUCAGCUUUGCCGAUUCAAGAAGUGCAUUGCCGUUGGCAUGGCCAUGGACUUGGUGCUGGAUGACUCCAAGAGAGUAGCCAAACGUAAGCUGAUUGAAGAGAACCGUGAGAGACGGCGCAAAGAGGAAAUGAUGAAAUCCCUUCAGCACCGGCCAGAACCAACAGCAGACGAAUGGGAGUUGAUCCGCAUCGCUAUGGAUGCACACUGCAGUACCAACGCCCAAGGCAGCCAUUGGAAACAGAAGCGGAAAUUCCUGCCUGAAGAUAUUGGUCAGUCACCAAUGGCCUCCAUGCCUGAUGGGGACAAAGUAGACUUGGAGGCAUUCAGUGAGUUUACGAAGAUCAUCACCCCUGCCAUCACCCGUGUGGUGGAUUUUGCCAAAAAACUGCCCAUGUUUUCAGAGCUGCCUUGUGAGGACCAGAUCAUCCUUUUGAAGGGCUGCUGCAUGGAGAUUAUGUCAUUGCGGGCAGCUGUGCGUUAUGAUCCUGAAAGUGAAACCCUGACGCUCAGUGGUGAAAUGGCGGUCAAAAGGGAGCAGCUGAAGAAUGGUGGCUUGGGUGUGGUAUCAGAUGCCAUCUUUGAUCUGGGAAAAUCCCUCUCUGCCUUCAGCCUGGAUGACACUGAAGUGGCACUGCUCCAGGCUGUGCUACUCAUGUCCUCAGACCGCAGUGGGCUAAUUUGUGUUGACAAGAUUGAAAAAUGCCAAGAGACCUAUCUGCUGGCAUUUGAACACUACAUCAAUUAUCGCAAACACAACAUUCCCCACUUCUGGCCCAAGCUCCUCAUGAAGGUGACUGACCUGCGCAUGAUUGGGGCUUGCCACGCCAGCCGCUUCCUGCACAUGAAGGUGGAAUGCCCUACAGAGCUCUUCCCCCCACUCUUCCUCGAGGUCUUUGAGGAUCAGGAAGUUUAGGGUGUG